ACGUCCUCUGAUGAAGAAAGUUGUAGCAUGGAAUCUCAGAUCAUUCCUAAAGUCAGCAAUCCUAAGAGUGUUUAUCAGGCUGAAAACUUGAAAUGGCCCUGCCCAUCUUGGUUCUACACAACCCGCCGAAAGAAUGUGGCAGAGGGCCGUGGAGGAGUCCUUGGGCACCGGGCUGCUUAUCAAGCUGCACGUAGGAUCCCCAAGUGCUACAGGCCUGUCACUGGGCACCGCAUGGACAGCCUCUGCUUCGGAUCAAGCCCCGGCCCCGCCUCGGCCGUAUCAGGGUGUCCGUGUGAAGGAGCCGGUGAAGGAGCUGCUGAGGAGGAAGCGUGGCCAUGCCAGCGCCGGGGCGGCUGUUGCACCAACUGCGGUGGUGUUGCCCCAUCAGCCCCUGGCGACCUAUACCACAGUGGGUCCUUCCUGUCUUGACAUGGAGGUCUCUGCUUCCACAGUGACAGAGGAGGGGGCCCUGUGUGCCAGCUGGCUCUCCCAACCUGGCCCGGCCACCCUCCAACCCCUGGCCCCAUGGACGCCUUACACAGAAUACGUGUCCCAUGAAGCUGUCAGCUGCCCCUACUCAGCUGACAUGUAUGUACAGCCUGUGUGCCCCAGCUACACAGUUGUGGGGCCCUCAUCAGUGCUGACCUAUGCCUCCCCACCACUCAUCACUAAUGUCACGACAAGAAGCGCUGCCUCGCCCACCAUGGGGCCCCAGCUGGAGGGUCCGGAGCACCAGGCACCCCUCACUUAUUUCCCAUGGCCUCAGCCCCUUUCCACGCUGCCUACCUCUACCUUGCAGUACCAGCCUCCAGCCCCAGCCCUGCCUGGACCCCAGUUUGUCCAGCUCCCCAUCUCUAUCCCUGAGCCAGUCCUUCAGGACAUGGAUGACCCCAGGAGGGCCCUCAGUUCCUUGACCAUCGACAAGCUGCUUUUGGAGGAAGAGGAUAGCAACACCUACGAGCUCAACCAUACCCUCUCUGUGGAAGGCUUCUAGGGUUUGCUCCCCACUGAGAGUCCUGUUCCCUGAAACUGGGAUUUUAAAAUGAGCCUGGGAUUUGAGCUCAGAUUCAUAUCUGUUUGGAGUAGCCAUUUCUUUUUACUCAAAAUUAGAAUCGUAGCCUUCCCUGUGUUUUCCCCUCCUUUUCUUCCUCUUUCCCCUCCCUCCUUCCCUCCCCGCCUUCCUAUCCCUUUCCCCCCAUUGGGAUAUUGGAAUAAUAUUUUAUGCCACACGUCACCCGAUACGUGGCACAGACAGUCCCAUUUCUGUCCAGUGUUAUUCCUUAGAGAAGACCCCCUCUAUCCCAUGCCCACUGCUUUGAGGUAGCAGCAGCAUGGAGUAUCUGUUCUAGGGCCACUGACACCUUCUGUCAUUUUAAGGUGUAUGAGGUGCCUGCAGGGAGCCAGCCCAUCCCUGCCAGCACCUCCCAGGUGAGGCAGCCAAGGGAAGACCUGAUGCCAGAGUCCUCAAGCUGUCAUUUCCCACAGUUGCUCUUUUGUUUGCUGUUCUCCGCUUGGCCGGAUUUAGGGUCGAUCUAGGCAGCAAAGGCUCAAGGCCUAGGGCUCAGUGUAGUGAUGGGGAGGGGUGGGAAGGAAACUCCUGGGUGGGUAGGGGUGAGUUAGAGAGAGAAAGGGACAGAGUAGGGGUGGGAGCACGUGUGUGUGUGUGUGUGUGUGCGUGCGCGUGUGUGUCUGUGUGUGUGUCUGUGUGUGUGUCUGUGGCUGGGGAGGGGGGAAUAGAGAGGAGAGUGUGGGUUUUAUGGAAAGAGGAGAAAGACAGGAAUGAUUUGUUUCUAGCUUAGUUGGUGACUAAGAGGACAAUAAACUCAGGAGAAAUAUUGGUUCAAAAGGUGAGUUUGAAGCUGUUGAGGAUACUUGCAGAGAAAGUUGAGCUGUAAUAAACAGGAUGAAUGAUGUGUUUGGUUGUUUCUGUCCCUCUCCAGAUCCUCUGCCACGACUCCCCGAAGUCUAGUGGUGAGAUCUUUGCUUAGUGCUGUUAUGUGGCUUUAUCGUUUUUUAAAUCUUAAAUUAUCCAAAGCCACAAUUACACGGAGCCAAGACAUCUUCCAUCCAAGCAGCACCCUUCCUGGGGAUUUAUAGAGCCUCAGCUGGAAGUACCAUUAGGUUUAAUUUGACAUUUUAUCUCUCCCCCCACCCCCGGGGAAACAUCAGAUUUGUAGGGGAUCUGGCAUGGUUAUCGCCGGGGUGCUUAGCUUCUGAAAGUGGAUGUGUGCCUUGGGAGCUGGUGCAUUGUCUGCUAAUGACACCACUGUUACUGUUAGGCAGCCAUUUUAGUCAGUGGAAUCUAUAUAGAAGCAAUGACUUUCCUGGGAAAUGAUAAUUUGAUUUAUUUUCUUUGCCAUUUUAGAUAAAAAUUCUGGAGAAAGUUGCCGUUUUUAGACUCUUUCCUGCUUUGGGUUUAUUUUGGUCCAAAUUUCUCGGUAUCUUCCUAAAAUCCCAGUAUCUUGAAUUAUUUUUAUUCAAAUGUAAUAUUUAGAUUUAAAAGCUUAAGACAUCAUUUUAUAUGAUAAAUAUGCAUCUUGGUAGUGAUGGUAAGCAAGCAAAAGAGAGAGGAGAUCUCAGUCUGUGGAGAAUCUUAGUUUCCAUAAAAACACUGUGCAAGAUUUUCCACCUACUUGUUGAUGUGGGAAGAUGCGGAAGUAACCUCCAUAAUGGGCUAGGCUUGGUAAAAACUAGCAAGGAAUUAAAGUACUUUGUGUGUUUGCUAGGGUUGAAAUAGUAUCUUUUUUUUCUUCUUAAAACUCACUGUCUUAAGAGUAGUAAUCAAUAAAGGUUUCUUCCUGGGUUAUUCUGCAAAGAUGAAAACAUUUUCAAUAAAGACUUAU
Messenger RNA from Fukomys damarensis (Damara mole-rat), 2843 nucleotides. RefSeq names its product POU class 2 homeobox associating factor 1 (gene Pou2af1). NCBI's taxonomy places the organism in Eukaryota, Metazoa, Chordata, Mammalia, Rodentia, Bathyergidae. The coding region runs from base 134 to 994 and encodes 286 amino acids. Gene Ontology annotation, cellular component: RNA polymerase II transcription regulator complex. The transcript has 6 exons. Gene Ontology annotation, biological process: positive regulation of transcription by RNA polymerase II. The record is from RefSeq and is a predicted model, not a curated record. Gene Ontology annotation, molecular function: POU domain binding; transcription coactivator activity; DNA binding.